This is a messenger RNA of Capra hircus (goat), 1972 nucleotides long. It is a transcript of the gene DNAAF10, whose product is annotated as WD repeat domain 92. Gene Ontology annotation, molecular function: ubiquitin binding. NCBI's taxonomy places the organism in Eukaryota, Metazoa, Chordata, Mammalia, Artiodactyla, Bovidae. The record is from RefSeq and is a predicted model, not a curated record. Bases 121 to 1194 code for a protein of 357 amino acids. The transcript has 8 exons.
CCUACGGCAGGCGGGAGGGACAAACUAUCCGUAACGUUUGGACUCUGGUUUCCAGGUUUGUUUCGUCAGGGUUUGUUGGCUGUGUCCCGCUUGGCGGAGGCGAAAUCUCUCGGCUGGACCAUGUCGGCCUUUGAGAAGCCUCAGAUCAUCUCCCAUAUCCAGAAGAGCCUCAAUUACACGGUGUUUGACUGUAAGUGGAUGCCCUGCAGCGCCAAAUUUGUGACCAUGGGCAACUUCGCACGGGGCACCGGCGUCAUUCAGCUGUACGAGAUCCAGCAAGGGGACCUAAAGCUGCUGCGGGAGAUUGAAAAGGCCAAACCUAUUAAAUGUGGAACAUUUGGCGCAACAUCUUUACAGCAGAGAUAUCUAGCCACUGGAGAUUUUGCUGGAAACCUUCAUAUAUGGAAUUUGGAAGCUCCAGAGGUCCCAGUGUAUUCUGUAAAGGGCCAUAAAGAAAUUAUAAACACUAUAGAUGGUGUUGGUGGACUUGGAAUCGGGGAAGGGGCACCUGAAAUUGUGACUGGCAGCCGAGAUGGAACCGUAAAGGUGUGGGACCCAAGGCAGAAAGAUGAUCCUGUUGCUAAUAUGGAACCCGUGCAGGGAGAAAACAAGAGAGACUGCUGGACUGUGGCAUUUGGCAAUGCGUAUAAUCAAGAGGAACGUGUCGUGUGUGCUGGCUAUGACAACGGAGACAUCAAGCUGUUUGAUCUCAGAAAUAUGUCCUUACGGUGGGAGACAAAUAUAAAAAAUGGGGUGUGUAGCUUGGAGUUUGACAGAAAAGACAUAAGUAUGAAUAAGUUAGUAGCUACAUCUCUGGAAGGAAAGUUUCAUGUUUUUGACAUGAGAACACAGCAUCCAACCAAAGGUUUUGCUUCUGUUUCAGAAAAGGCUCAUAAAUCUACUGUGUGGCAGGUCCGACACCUGCCACAGAACCGAGAGGUCUUCCUGACAGCGGGAGGCGCCGGCAGCCUGCACCUCUGGAAGUACGAAUACCCGAUUCAGCGAUCAAAGAAAGACUCCGAGGGUGUAGAGAUGGGAGUUGCAGGUUCCGUCAGCCUUCUGCAGAAUGUUACGUUGUCUACUCAGCCCAUUUCAAGUUUGGACUGGAGUCCAGAUAAGAGGGGUCUGUGCAUCUGUAGUUCAUUUGACCAAAUGGUGAGAGUACUGAUCGUUACAAAACUCCACAAAAUUUGAUCUUUGGACUUGAAACCCUCCAAAGCAAAUACUCAGAGAAUAUAGAAUACGUUCUGGGAUCCUCUGACCCUCACUGAACAAAGUGCGAUUUGACUGACGGGAAAAGGCGUCAGACACAAACCUCUGGGCCAGCCUCUCUCUGGCUAUGAAAGGUCACACGGCCUGACCAGCGUCCUGACUGGGUGGUGGUUUGCUGUUGCACAUGGGGCGCCAAGGUCUCCAGAGGCAAUUCUGUUCCUCUGCCCUCCAUUUCUAAUAAAAAGUUGAAACUUUUCUAUAAUUAAUUAUUUUAAAUUUGUUCUAUGUCCUGAGAGUUUCAUAUUCUGUAAUUACAGUUGUAUUGCAUUUUAGUCUUCACAGGUUUGUAGUAGUGAUUAAAUUUGUUUUAAAAUAGUUUACCUUGGUAAGACUAUUGCGAAUUAACCUUCAUAGAUAAAUAUACUUUGAGAUAGUUCGGUGUCAAUAAAUCUCCAUAAAGAACAUUACUCUAUAAAAUACCAAAAUGACAUGUCAUCAGUUUUCAGCUAUUUGACUCAGAAUGAAAUGCUGUGAUUGACAAAGACUUUUCUAACAUUUUUUUAAUCUUAAAAAACAAGUUGAAUACUGGAGACUGUUCAGCUGCUGACUGUGAUGAUGUUGAGAUGUGUAAGACUGUGGGGCUUUUGUAGUCUUGUUUUUUGUCAAACUGUUUAAUAUGUUUUGUGAAUAAAUUUUGUUUUUGAAGUCUGUAGAAGUUUUGAUUCUUUUAAUGGGAAUAAUAAAACCAACAUCAUCCCUU